Molecule: messenger RNA, 309 nt
Organism: Phytophthora nicotianae INRA-310
Lineage: Eukaryota; Oomycota; Peronosporomycetes; Peronosporales; Peronosporaceae
Exons: 2
Coding region: 1-309 (102 amino acids)
Source: RefSeq, a predicted model, not a curated record
AUGAAGGCGCGGUUAACACGUGGUGAAGAAACCAAGAGGAGGAACGAAGAGUCUCAGAAUCUCCCACAAAGCAAGCGUCGGAAGCGAAAAGACAGCCAUGCUGAUGCUAAUGAGGCUGCCAGCUUUGAAUUUGACAAGCAAGAUUUCUUCGAUGCCAUCGACGCGCCAUUGUUUCGGGUGUGCGGAAGCUGUGGUGAACUCGGCAAUGCAAACAACUCAAAGUUGAAACUAUACGAUCCCAAAUCUAAAUUUUUUCUCCUCUGUGUAAUGCCGAUGAAGAGUGCGAAAUCAUUCCUGAAGGCCUUGUAA